AUGGCAGAAUUCCCGAUUCUCGAUCUCCCUUCAGAGGUCCAAGCAUUAGUGGUCGAACGCGUGGCAAAUAAAUCCUUCCAAGAUCUCUAUAGACUCCGAUCUACUUGUAAGUCAAUGCGUGCGUUGGCAGACAUGCGUCAAGUGUAUGCUUGGUUUGAUAUGUUUAAAUUCCCUUGGUACGUCGGCUUGCGGAAUACGUUGUUGAGAAGAUGCUACAACUUGGGAAGCCCAAGUACUCUUUACAUCAAGGGUGUAGAGUAUUUCUACCUGUUAGACCGUCAUGAAGAAGGACUUGCUUUGAUAAAGAGAGCAGCGGAUGCCGGAUUCGAGCGAGGUUUGUAUACCUAUGCAAUGCCUCGCAAACUAUACUGGGAGGAUGAGUAG
Molecule: messenger RNA, 384 nt
Organism: Brassica napus (rape)
Lineage: Eukaryota; Viridiplantae; Streptophyta; Magnoliopsida; Brassicales; Brassicaceae
Product: F-box protein At2g35280-like
Exons: 1
Coding region: 1-384 (127 amino acids)
Molecular function (GO): protein binding
Source: RefSeq, a predicted model, not a curated record